AUGAUGAUGGCAUCCCAAGCCAUCCGCAACAUCUGGCCCCGGGCAUGGAACCCCCGGCUGCCCCUGUCGCACCCUGACGUGCGCACCUACCGCAUCAAGUUCCUCAAGGCCGCCGCGCUCAACUUUGUGCUCAUCCUGGUCCUCUUCUUCAGCCUGUUCUGCUACCUCUUCGGGUCCAUGUACCAGCAGGAGACCCGCGUCCACAGCCUCACCGUGCUGUGGGUGGACUACGACGGCGGCGGCAUCAUCGGGGACGCCGUGCGGCAGGCGUAUGCCUCUUUGCGGUCGAGCGGCUUCCCGACGCUGGUGGAAAAGAUGGCCGCGGACUACCCUUCCGCGGGAGCCCUUCGAGAAGCCGUCUGCAACACUGACUACUGGGCGGCUCUGUACACGACCCAAGGGGCGUCCGCGGCGCUGGCAGAUGCCGUCUCCGGCGCCAACUCCUCGCCGUACAAUGCGUCCAACGUCCUGUCCUUUAUAUGGAACGAAGCCAGAUAUCCGACCGUCAUGGAUAGCCUCAUCGCCGGCAGCCUCCAGAGGCUCUCCGAGGCCGCCCGCGUGGCAUACUACUCGCUCAACGGCACGGCUGCCCUCGCGAGCAUCCCGUCCGCAUCUGGCGGCGGCAACAAUGCAGCAACAGAAGCAGCCAUGACGGCCUUUACCAGCCCGUGGACGCUCACCUCAUACAACAUCAAGCCCACGACGCAGGGCCCGCGCGCCGUAUACAACACCAUCCUCAUCGUGCUCGUGCUGAUCCAGGACUUUUUCUACCUCGCCAUCAUCAACGGGCUUUACGUGCAGUUCAAGAUCUACACGCGCGUCUCGCCGGGCCGCAUCGUGCUCGUGCGCGACGCCAUCUCCACUGUCUUCACCAUGACGGGGUCUCUGCUCCUGACGUGCGCCGUCUGGGCCUUUCGCGGAAGCUGGGACGUCUCGGGGACGCAGUUUGCGCUCACCUGGCUCGUCGUGUGGCUCUUUGCGCAUGUCAACUUCCUGACGCUCGACGUCUUCACCAUCUGGAUCCCGCCGCAGUACAUCUCCAUGGCGCUCAUCAGCUGGGUCGUGCUCAACGUCACCUCCAUCAUCCUGCCGUUCGACCUCUCGUCGCCCUUUUACCGCUGGGCGUACGCGCUGCCCGCGCACGAGGCCUACGAGGCCCUCACGGACGUGUGGUCCGGCGGCUGCAACCCGCACCUGCACUACGCGCUGCCGAUCCUCUUCGCCUACGAGGUCAGCGGGCUCUUCUGGACGGCCCUCGGCGUGUUCAGGCGGUGCCACUACGCCGCCCUGACGGAGGAGUCGGCGCAGGAGGCUAUGCGCCUGCGCGUCGAGGCGGCGCUGGCGCUGGAGCGCGAGCACGACAGGAGGCGCCGCGUCGACGGCGAGAAGAAGGCUCUUCCCCUACUACGCAAGGAGGGCGGUGACGAAGACGGGGACGAGGACAACGAUGACGAGGCAGGAGAGUCUUCGCAGGCUGGCCGUAUCGUCGGCAAGGCCACCACGGAUGACGCGGACAGGGCCGAGGCCGAGCACGAGAUUGAGGAAAUCGGCGAGGAGAUUGAGCGCAUGGAGACGCGGGCGACGAGAAUGGCAAACUUUGGGCCAACAUUCCGCCUCGUCGGCACAAACGAGGGCUGA
Purpureocillium takamizusanense is the source of this 1638-nucleotide messenger RNA. RefSeq lists its product as uncharacterized. Bases 1 to 1638 code for a protein of 545 amino acids. Gene Ontology annotation, cellular component: membrane. The transcript has a single exon. The record is from RefSeq and is a predicted model, not a curated record. NCBI's taxonomy places the organism in Eukaryota, Fungi, Ascomycota, Sordariomycetes, Hypocreales, Ophiocordycipitaceae.